ACAAACAUGUUCUUUUGCCUCCUGCUGUUGUUGCCACUGGCUGCUCACUCCUCUCUGGCAGGAUCGCUGCCUUCUGAGGACCAGGUGAUUGCUGAGAAAUACCUGCGGCGCUUUUAUGGCCUACCGGCUGGUCUCCAAGGUCGGCGGCGGUCUUCAGGAGACUUUAAGAUCAAGCUCAAGGAAAUGCAGAAAUUCUUCAAUCUUGAGGUGACUGGCAGUUUGGAUGACAACACGAUAGACUUUAUGACUAAAGCGAGAUGCGGCGUCCCAGACAUUGGCGAAUACAACCACUUCCCUCGACACCUCAAGUGGAAAAACACCCAAGUGACUUUCCGGAUUUUAAAUUAUACUCCGGACCUGAGGAAGUCUGAUGUCGACCGAGCCAUCCGCGCCGCGCUCAACGUUUGGUCCGAUGUGACCCCGCUGACCUUCAAGAAGCUGUACCGUGGCAACGCUGACAUCAUGAUCAGCUUUGGAAGGAAAGAACAUGGCGACUACAACCCUUUCGAUGGGCCUAACGGACUGCUGGCUCACGCCUAUCCACCAGGCGAAGGCCUCGGAGGGGACACUCACUUUGAUGAGGAUGAACUAUGGACCAAAGAUUCCUCAGCUUACAACCUUUUCAUAGUGGCGGCACAUGAGCUGGGCCAUGCCAUUGGUAUGUCCCACUCCUCCGACCCGAGUGCCCUCAUGUACCCCAUCUAUACAUACGCGACAGGAUACCCCCUUGCUGAGGACGAUAUCGAAGGCAUUCAGGCCCUCUAUGGCCCUAAUCCAGACCACAGGAAAGUGAAGCCCAAGCCGGACGCUCCCAAAAAAUGUGACCCCUCGUUGAGUUUUGACGCGGCGACGGAGCUCAGGGGAGAAACCUUCAUCUUCAAAGACAGGUUCUACUGGCGCCUUCAUCCCCAGAUGCACGAGCCCCAGCUGGCACUGAUCAAGUCCACUUGGCCGUCCAUCCCCAACAAGGUGGAUGCGGCGUACGAGAACCCAGCGAAGGAUCAGGUCAUGAUUUUUAGUGGUAUCCGUGUGUGGGCUAUGAAUGGAUACAACGUGGUGAAGGGUUACCCAAAGUACAUCCACACACUCGGACUUCCUAAGACCGUGAGGAACGUGGAUGCGGCUGUUCACAUCAGAGACACAGGGAAGACUCUCCUCUUUCACGAUGAAGACUAUUGGAGUUAUGACGAAGCAUCAGGCACCAUGGAUAAGGGCUACCCACGGACAAUAGAAUCAGAUUUCCCAGGCAUGGACGACGAAGUUGACGCGGCCGUUUAUCACUACGGAUACUUGUAUUUCUUCCACGACAACGUGCAGUAUGAGUACAGUUACCCAGCAAGGAAGGUCAUACGCACCCUCAGAAUCAACUCCAUUCUCGGCUGCUGAUUGCUGCUUAAGCCCUAGUGACCACGGAUAUUGCAAUUAGAACCGGUAAAUAUUCAAAAAGGAGACAUUCAGCUAGAUACUCAUGUAAACUACAAUUCACAAAAUAUGAAAUAAUCUCCAAAGCCGAACGGCUUAAAGGCCUCCCAGACAACAUUUCAAAGUGUUGUGAUUGAUUGAUUGAUUGAUUGAAACUGUUAUUAGUAUAUUGCACAGUACAUAUUCCGUACAAUUGACCACUAAAUGGUAACACCCGAAUAAGUUUUUCAACUUGUUUAAGUCGGGGUCCACGUUAAUCAAUUCAUGGUAGGGGUUGCUAAAUCCUCUAUUUUUUUUGUAGCGUGGAUGCCAACCUAAUCUGCAGAAAUGUAAUUGAACAUUUGUUCUUAAAUGAGCUUGUUUGUUUGCUAUGUUUCAUUCAAUAUCUCUGGAAAUACUGAUCUAAGAGUGAUCUCACAAGUAUAACUUUUCAAAUGAAGCCAGGAUUAUGAAAAUACACAUUGUUAAAAUUAUUUUGCAGACAUGUCAUAGGAUAAACUUUUAUUCAUCCCACAAGGGGGAACACGUGCUAAACCAGGGGUUUUUAACCUUCUGACCUGGGGCCCCAACCUUUACACUACAUUUGGGACCGAGGCAGACUCAAAAAUUAACACUGAAUUAGUAACAUUACUCUUGAUUUUAAUCGUAUUCAAUAAUUAUAUCUAACCUCCCUACAGUUUACAACAUUGUCAAAUGAUAUGAAACCAUUUGUUGAUCACAAAUAUUAUUUUCAAGUCUUAGGUCAGGCUGAUUGGAAAA
Molecule: messenger RNA, 2181 nt
Organism: Nerophis lumbriciformis (worm pipefish)
Lineage: Eukaryota; Metazoa; Chordata; Actinopteri; Syngnathiformes; Syngnathidae
Gene: mmp13b
Product: matrix metallopeptidase 13b
Biological process (GO): extracellular matrix organization; proteolysis; collagen catabolic process
Cellular component (GO): extracellular matrix
Molecular function (GO): zinc ion binding; metalloendopeptidase activity
Source: RefSeq, a predicted model, not a curated record